AAAUAGAGCAGAUUCUUUCAUUUCAGUAUUUAAAAUGUGUCCAUUAUAAGGUAUUCAAAAUUUUAUUCUCAUCUCAAUUCUGCAUGUUAUAUAACUAGACACUUUACAAACAUUGUGUUUCUAAUAGAAAUGAAUUACAAUAACUUUGCAUAAAGGCACACCAACUUGUUAAUAGUGAUUAUGUAAACUGCAUUAAGUAUUUGUUUCCUUCCAAUUAUAGAUGUACUAGAAGACAUCUUACUUUCUCAUUAUCUUGUGAUCAUGGAAAACCAGAGCUAUGUCACUGAGUUCAUAUUCCUGGGCCUUUUACAGAACUCAAAAGUUGAGAAAAUAUUGUUUGUUGUAUUUUCUUUGGUCUACCUUGCAACUAUUGUGGGCAAUAUGAUAAUUGUGGUGACCAUUAUCUACAGCCCUGCACUGCUGGGCUCCCCCAUGUACUUCUUCUUGAUAUUCCUGUCCUUCCUGGAUGCAUGCACUUCUUCUACUGUCACACCCAAGAUGAUUAUAGACUUCUUCUAUGAGAGGAAGAGCAUCUCCUUUGAAUGUUGCAUGACACAACUGUUUACAGUCCACUGUUUUGCUGGGGCAGAAGUGAUCAUCCUGUCAGCCAUGGCCUAUGACCGCUAUGUGGCCAUUUGCAAGCCCCUUCACUAUUCUUCCAUCAUGAACAGGAGGAUGUGUGGCAUUCUGGUUGGAGUAGCCUGGGCAGGAGGCUUCUUGCAUUCUAUCAUACAAAUUAUCUUCAUUUUGCAGCUGCCCUUCUGCGGACCUAAUGUCAUUGAUCAUUACAUGUGUGACUUGUUCCCAUUACUGAAGCUUGCCUGUACUGACACACACAUAUUUGUCCUUUUGGUAUUUGCCAACAGUGGGUCUAUCUGUAUCAUAAUCUUCUCUAUUUUGCUUGUCUCCUAUGGUGUCAUAUUGUACUCUCUGAGAUCCCACAGCUCUGAAGGGCGACUUAAAGCUCUCUCUACCUGUGGAUCUCACAUCACUGUUGUGGUUUUGUUCUUUGUCCCAUGCAUAUUAACAUAUGCAAGACCAACAUCUGCAUUCUCCUUUGAGAAAAAUGCUGUUGUAUUUACUGCAGUCUUGACACCAUUGCUCAAUCCUAUGGUUUACACUUUCAGGAAUAAGGAAAUGAAAAAUGCUAUCAGGAAAAUGUGGAAGAGAUUGACAGCAGUUUCUGACAAAUAUUAAAUAUUACCAUUAUUAUGCUGUGGAAGUGGAUUAAUGGGUAGGAGCACUUCAUGCUGUGCUAAAAGAAGGAUGUCAGUUCUGAUUUCCAGGACCCAUGUCAGAAGCUAGGCAUCACAGGGCCCUUUAAGUUAGUGUUGGAUUAACAGAGAUAAGUAGAUCCCAGAAGUUCAGAGGACUGGUAAUCUACUCAAACACAGAAAUCUGAAAGUUCAUUCCAAACUUAUCCCAAGGCAAUCAGGUAAUGUGCAGCAGAUGAACAUGGUCAAUGUGGUCCUAUGUAAUUGUAUAUAUGUGCACAUGCACAAACACUGUACUCUCCUCUUGUGUACAAACAUGUAUAUGCUACACAGCCACUUUUUCAUCCCAUACAAAUAUCAACAAAAAAGGGCACAUUUCAAAGAUAAUGGAAUGAUAAAGAAGUCAGUAUUUACCUACACAGCUAUUAUGUUGUUAGGUAUUAUACAAAUGAAUUGACAUUAUUCUUUAGAGGGUUCUUCAAUGUUCUAUGUGAGAAAACAUUGUUUUCUCUUUUUUUGUGAUUAUAAUUCAAUACAUUAUUUCUCUACUUUUUCUCCCUUCAAACUAUUCCACAUAAACCUCAUUGCUCUCUUUCAUGAUUAUAGCCUUUUUCAUUAAUUGUUACUAUGUGCACAUAUGUAUAUACAUGUAUAUUCUACAUAUGACUG
Messenger RNA from Peromyscus leucopus (white-footed mouse), 1883 nucleotides. Its product is annotated as olfactory receptor 4C15-like. The coding region runs from base 262 to 1197 and encodes 311 amino acids. Gene Ontology annotation, cellular component: membrane. Gene Ontology annotation, molecular function: olfactory receptor activity; G protein-coupled receptor activity. The transcript has a single exon. The record is from RefSeq and is a predicted model, not a curated record. Gene Ontology annotation, biological process: G protein-coupled receptor signaling pathway. Lineage: Eukaryota; Metazoa; Chordata; Mammalia; Rodentia; Cricetidae.